AUGCCUCUCAACUCACUUCCGCCCGAAUUGACUGUCACUAUCUUCGAGCUGCUGGACCCUUUCUCAUGCUUCGACUUCGCGCUCACCUGCAAAGCUCAUUGGAACCUCAGCAACAUCCUCCUUCAGAAGCACCAGCGACUAUUCGCCGAAAAUCGUGUAAUCGAUGCCAGAGACUCGGCAUACCCAUAUCAAAACCACGUCCUAUGGGACAAGUUGAAAGAGAUAUUGGACAACCCGGUCGUUGGGGAGUACGUCCGCGAGAUCAGUUUACCCAGCUCUCGCGCGACAUAUUUAGAUGGAAACGCAUCACAUGAUUUCCAGCUCACCGCCCAGAGUGCACGACUGCCACAAGAAGACUUUGGUCGAUAUGCUGUGGCGGGUCACCAGAUCGAAGAACUAUAUGAGUCGGCGAACAUAGGUCUCACACCUAAUGGCAGCACCUGGGACGAAUGGGUUUCGAAAGGUUCUUCUGAGCCAAUUGUUGUAAUGCUUGUGCAUCACAUGCGCUACCUCAAGACGUUCCGCUUUACGGAUCUGGAGAUGAGUGCAGUCUUCAUGAGAUGUCUAUGCGCUAUUGCAGUGUCAUACGGCGCCUCCGGCAACCCUGCACUUGCUCCGAAACUACCCCUCCAGCACCUUACAACGGUAGCAGUUGCGCACUGGGAUACCGAAAUGUCGUGUGACUUCGACUGGUGCAUAAUCUUCUGCGCUAUACCUAGCGUGCGCAACUUCAUAACGCAUGCUAUGGGGGGCGAUGAUGUCGGGCCCAGUCUUUUUCAACCUGGGUCAUUACCAAAUUCGAAUGUCAGGGAGCUGGUAUUUCAUUACUCGCGUUUCGGCACAUCUGCCCUUGUAGCAAUCCUGGAAAACACACCAUUUCUGGAAAGAGUAAGCUAUGAAAUUGCUAGUACAACUGUGGAUGAAAGUGUGAUGCCUACACCAAGGCAAGAUCUGAAAGCUCUUGUGGAGCAUGUCGGCCACUCAUUGCAGCAUCUUGUCCUUGAGAUUCUUGAUUAUGGCUACGAGGAAUUUGAAGACGAUCUUUCACAAGUGUCGCUGCGCGGAUUCCAGAAGCUCAAAACCCUGCGAAUCGACUGGCGCUUCCUUUGGCCUGUGGACAUGGUUUCAUUUUCUGAAGAGGAGAAGUCCGAUGGUGGCUUUUAUGAGGAAGAGCCGAAUGCGAACAACGACUUCGACCCACGAAGUCUGCUUCCAGCGUCGCUCGAAAAGCUCUAUCUCACUGGUUCUUUCACCAAGGAGGAAAAGGAGGAAGUGUCUAAGAUUCGAGAAGGGCCCAGCGAAUUCACGCCGUUGCUGAACAACAUAAACAUCAGAGAUACGUCGGUACGAUUCGAGGAUGAGGAUGUCCCGGGAAUCCAUGCAAAUCCGCUGAUGAAAUAUCUAGAGGGACAGGGGUGA
Didymosphaeria variabile is the source of this 1419-nucleotide messenger RNA. RefSeq lists its product as uncharacterized. The transcript has 2 exons. The record is from RefSeq and is a predicted model, not a curated record. The coding region runs from base 1 to 1419 and encodes 472 amino acids. NCBI's taxonomy places the organism in Eukaryota, Fungi, Ascomycota, Dothideomycetes, Pleosporales, Didymosphaeriaceae.